AUGGCGACAGACAAGAAGCUCUCGAAAAAGUCUGCCAGUGACAAGAAAUCGAAGAAGUCGACCAAAGCCUCGACCGGCGAUGCGCCAUCGACUUCGAAUGCUGAGGUUCCCCUCGACUCUGUUCAAGCCUUCCUCGAGCAGCAGGGCCUCAAAGAUGCUGCAACCAAAUUGAAGGAAUUUGAGAAGUGGCAGAAGACUGGCGCCUCCAAGCCACAAGAUGCGCCUGAGCCAAUGGAUGUCGACAGCGACAGCGACUCCAGCAGCGAUUCGAGCAGCGACUCCGAGAGUGCAUCAAGCAGCGAUUCCAGCAGUGACUCUAGCAGCGAGUCCGAGGCAGAAGAGAAGAAGCCGGUGAAGACGUCCAAGGCAAGCAAGAAGGCACCCCUCAAGAAGGCGCCUUCUGUGUCUUCCAGCUCCAGCUCCAGCUCCAGCUCCGACUCUUCCAGCUCAGAGUCCGACUCUGAUUCUGACUCUGAAUCCGAGGCAAAGAGCGCACCUACCCCAGCCAAGGCCAAGAAAGCAAAGUCCGUCUCCUCUUCUUCCGCAUCGUCCUCCAGCGACAGCUCCAGCGACUCCAGCGACUCCAGCGAUUCCGACGACGAGCCAGCGAACAAGCCUCUUCCCGAAUCCGACUCUGACUCGUCCAGCGCAUCGAGCGAUUCGUCUAGCGACUCGGACAGUGACAGCAGCUCCGAAUCUGAAGCCGAGAAGCCCACAAAGACGAAGAAGGUCAAGGUCGUCAAGAAGGCUGCAUCCGUGUCAUCUUCGUCGGCGUCCAGCUCGUCAGACUCUUCCAGUGACUCAAGUUCUUCCGAAAGCGAAUCAGAAGCCGAAACCAAACCGGCGGUGAAAGCCAAGAAGGUUGCAAAGAAGGCUGCAUCUAUAUCGUCAUCUUCAUCGUCCAGCGACUCUAGCGACUCCAGCUCUUCCGACAGCUCUUCCGACUCGGACGAUGAGGCAGCACCUGGUUCAGCUGAGCGUAAGGGCUCCUCUACCGAUUCAUCUGCCACUCUCCCAGCCGCCUCGCCUGAGCGAACCACCGGAGGGAAGCGCAAGUUUGAGGGAUCACCUACUGCAGACGAGCCCAAGGCAAAGAAGAACCACGUCGAAAACCGCUUUCAGCGCAUCAAGGCAGACACCUGGGUCGACCCCAAACUUUCCAGCAAUGCCUACGUUUCCUACGACUACGCCGAUCGCGCUCACGCUGACCUCAUUGUAACCAAGGGCAAGGGAUUCACAAAGGAGAAGAACAAGAAAAAGAAAGGUUCGUACCGUGGUGGUAUGAUCGAUACAUCGGGCGGCAAGGGCAUCAAGUUUGAAGACUGAAGGAACAGAGCUGAUCUCUUGAAAUAGAAGAGAGUAACCAAGAGAAGCUACCUUGGUUGAAAAAGUACAAAGAUCAGAAGAAGAGGGAGAGGGUUGCAAGGCAAAAGCUUUCGGAGCGGGACCGCAGCAUUCCCAAGGCCCUCAUGGCACUCUACGACCCGUCAGCGUGCAAGUGGAGCAUGUAAAAUGGUGUAUAUGAUAUGGUGCAGAGGAGUUUGGGAAAAUACAAAAGCUUCAUACCCUUCUUUAGAGGCCAGCGCUGUAUGGCAAUUUACGCGAAGACGUUGCAGGAGACGAAGACUUGCGUUUGGCCGUAUUGUAGACAUUGACAUUGAAUUGCAUCAUAAUAUGUUUCUUUGCGAG
Messenger RNA from Parastagonospora nodorum SN15, 1689 nucleotides. RefSeq lists its product as hypothetical. The transcript has a single exon. Bases 1 to 1326 code for a protein of 441 amino acids. The record is from RefSeq and is a predicted model, not a curated record. NCBI's taxonomy places the organism in Eukaryota, Fungi, Ascomycota, Dothideomycetes, Pleosporales, Phaeosphaeriaceae. Gene Ontology annotation, cellular component: nucleoplasm; nucleolus.